Messenger RNA from Ectocarpus siliculosus, 1270 nucleotides. The record is from the annotation of a GenBank genome assembly. Lineage: Eukaryota; Phaeophyceae; Ectocarpales; Ectocarpaceae.
AUGGGCGUGACGAGACCCGACACGGAGGUCGAGGGGAGCAUGGGUUCCCUCACGGGACUCGCUGCGGGUGCCCUGGUCGGCGAGGGCACCAUUGACAUCGGCAGUGGCGUGGGAGCGCAGGAGGAUGCCUCUGCCGUAGCAAGGACGGGCCGGCGCGCAGAUGACGUCCCAUGCCUCAGGGAGGUCGCGUCAGCGGCGCCCGAAAAGAGGCCAAGGACGGUAGACUCGGCGCCUCCUAGCACCGACAACGAUCGGACAACGUCCUCAUUGCCUCUCACGGAACGCUUGUCAGUCCCUCGGAUCGAUGACGACACAACCAUGGAACACCAGGCUUCGGCCCCGGAUGUCACUAGAACGGAACAGUCGUGCUCAGUCGCGGUUGAGAAGGGACCCAAAAAAAUGGGAGACGGAGAAGUGGCCGAGGCUGAGAGCGCGGCGGACGAGGCACCGAGCGGUUCGGAACCACCCUCAACGGUGGUCGGCGAGGCUCGGGAGGUGGACCGAAGGGCACAGGUGGUUCAAACAGUCGAAAAGGCCGGCACCAAAGACGUGGUGGGGGAUGCCGGCGGGAUGCCCGCUGGGCAACCAGCCGGGCCGACUGUGGAUUCUUCGCUCGAAGCUCCCCAAGGGCCCGGGCCCGAGCCAUCCGUUUCUGUUUCGAGCGCGGAGGGACCAUCGCAGACGCAGGGGCCCGAUGCUUGCGAGGUCGACACAAUGACAUCGCUUGGAUCGGGACUAGUCGUCGGGACGAAAGAUUUUUGGAGCCGCUUCUCUGUAAAGCUGUUGCGGCUCAUGACUGCCGGCGAGCCGAAUCCCGUUCUGGCGAGCCUGUUGUUCUUUGUCUUGUUUUUCGCGUUCAUUGUCUGUCUUAGAUCUGUGGACGGUAAAGGAUUCCAGAGAUAGAUGAUAUUUUUGCGAAGGGUUGGGCCCAUAGGAGUCGGGACGAGUCGAGUCCUGCUGUAAGUAUGUGCUACUUUCACACGUAGUUGUAUUUCAUAUAUUUUACACGCCUUAAUGGGUAAGGCGCAACGCCGCCGACCCCGAAUUUCGGGGUUGGAAAAAAGGGACAUAGGUGCGUGCCGACAGAAACAUGAGCAAUGAUUGGCGAAGCUUCGGCUUCGAUGCUCGCGAUGAAGGAGCGAUCAAGCCGGGUGAUGGACCGUAGGCGCGGAUCCACCGAAGCAAGAGCUCCAACGGGAGACAAACAUGUUCUCUGUCGGCCUCAGGAGGGUGCGAUUGGCGUGUGUGAGCCUCUUUGUUCGUGUUGCAU